AUGAUACGCUCGGCAGCGCGGCUCUCCCAAGCCGACCCCGGAGUGGCACCACACCUUCUUCGAACCAAGACUUUUGUUAAAAAGCUCGACAAGAACAACGAGGCCUACUACGUGCUGGCGAAGAAGGGGCUUGCCCACAAUUCUGAUCCAGCCAAGGAGUACGAAUUCUUUGAAAUGCCCAACUUACUGCUGGAUCUCGACGCAGAGGGCACACGACACGUGCGGCCUGCUGAGGACGCGGAUGAGAAGUUGAUGAUGGCCAGGUGGACAGAAGUGCCCAGACGAAAGGCAGCGAGGACCCGACUGAAGCUGUUUGAAGCACAAUUGUUCGAAUCUCGGAGGAAAGCACACGAAAUCAUUUCACAGCCCACCAAUAUUUGGCGCAUCACCGACCACGAUAUCGUCUCCGCUGCUCUUCAUGGAGGUUCCGGUCCCCAGAGGAAACCAGCUCGUGAAUCAAAGCCGGCAGACAUAAUAUCCGAGCGAAUCAACGUGCCAAAAUCACCGAGUAACUCAGAAAUCAUCAAAAGACUCCUCCUGGAAAACGGCAUACCUGGGCAUGCGGCCAACCAAGACCAACUUCUCCUUCACUGGAUGACCCGCCGCUACCACAGUCUGACGCGGGCAUCUCGAAAUCGCGAACCACCUGCUCCUUCACCAGCGCAGCUCACACGAGCCCUUAAAACCCAAACGACUAUUCUAGGCGUGCGCAGGCUUGUAUCUCAGGCCCUGUCGGCCGGAACUAGCGUAGACAGCUUCCGAAGUAAGACCAAGCCAGACCUAAAUCUGCCUCACCAAAUACGCUCUACGUGCUCCCGCAUCCUGGGUCAAGAUCCUCUCAAUCGCAAUCUGCGCCUCCAGGCACUCACAUUCCUCGGAAACCUCUCCGAGCGACUGCCAUCCCUGGGCUUACCACUAGGGCCCGUGUUGUGUGGUCUGGCCUUGAAGCUUUGCUCGGAAGUCGGCUCCCUGGAGGCGCUGUCAAGGUGGCUACAUCGCAUCCACAACACCAGCAUCAACAGCGAGUUGUCGACGGAGGAUGUAGUAUCAGCACUUACCGCUCUGCAGAGCAUCUCGGUUGACGAGCACGAUGCCAUGCUGCAGACUGUCGAGCAACGCCAGCUUCUUUUCCAACUUCUUACAGGCAUCGACGAAAAUAACACCAUAGCCAAGGAUGCUUUCAGGACAUUUUUUACGACGUUCCCCGAGGAGCAUGGCUCAAGCACGGCUAGACACGCAUACUCUGCAUACGUUACACUGCUGGGUAACCUCGGCGCAGCACGAACGCUGUGGAGGGAAUGGCGAGAGCUGCCCGAUUCUGUUUCAAAAGACGACCACGUCGUGCUCGGGUUUUGUAACGCGCUGAAACAGGCAACCCGCCUCAUGCCCGCCUCGGAUGGCGAACAUGCCCCAGAUCUCGGCCUUGCAGUCUGCGCCACGCUAGACUAUCACGCCAUGGAGAUGCAGGAUGCUGCUUCUUGGCGAGCACACGCCUCCGAUGACGUGGCCGGGCAGGAAAAUGUCAACAUUGAAGCUUGUCGGUCUAUUCUGAACCUGCCUCUCGCCGACUGUAUCAAGGAGUUCAGGACAUGGUAG
Molecule: messenger RNA, 1596 nt
Organism: Metarhizium album ARSEF 1941
Lineage: Eukaryota; Fungi; Ascomycota; Sordariomycetes; Hypocreales; Clavicipitaceae
Exons: 1
Coding region: 1-1596 (531 amino acids)
Source: RefSeq, a predicted model, not a curated record